Molecule: messenger RNA, 761 nt
Organism: Gadus chalcogrammus (walleye pollock)
Lineage: Eukaryota; Metazoa; Chordata; Actinopteri; Gadiformes; Gadidae
Gene: rps9
Product: ribosomal protein S9
Exons: 5
Coding region: 106-690 (194 amino acids)
Biological process (GO): positive regulation of translational fidelity; translation
Cellular component (GO): cytosolic small ribosomal subunit
Molecular function (GO): structural constituent of ribosome; rRNA binding
Source: RefSeq, a predicted model, not a curated record
UGAUGGGAUAUGUAGUUCCCCUGGAUUGAAUAAAGCCGCUGGAAACGUCCAUGGACUUCCUCUUUACUUAGCGAGCCUGUGGAGCACAGGCCAAAAUAAGCAACCAUGCCCACUGCCAGGAGCUGGGUUUGUCGCAAGACCUAUGUCACCCCCCGUCGUCCCUUCGAGAAGUCUCGUCUCGACCAGGAGCUGAAACUCAUUGGUGAGUAUGGGCUCAGGAACAAGCGUGAGGUGUGGAGAGUUAAAUUCACCCUGGCCAAGAUCCGCAAGGCUGCCAGAGAGCUGCUCACCCUGGACGAGAAAGACCCCAAGCGUCUCUUUGAAGGUAAUGCUCUGUUGAGACGUCUUGUCAGAAUCGGUGUCCUCGACGAGGGUAAGAUGAAGUUGGAUUACAUCCUCGGCCUGAAGGUUGAAGAUUUCUUGGAGAGGAGGCUGCAGACCCAGGUCUUCAAGCUCGGGCUUGCCAAGAGCAUCCACCAUGCUCGUGUCCUGAUCCGUCAGAGACAUAUCCGCGUGCGUAAGCAGGUGGUGAACAUCCCCUCGUUCGUGGUGCGCCUUGACAGCCAGAAGCACAUCGACUUCUCCCUGAGGUCUCCAUACGGUGGCGGACGCCCUGGCCGCGUCAAGCGAAAGAACGCCAAGAAGGGACAGGGUGGAUCCGGAGGCGCUGAUGAUGAGGAGGAAGACUAGGAAGGAUGUUGUCCAGGCAGUGUUGGUUGAUGCUGCCUGAUCAAUGUUUCAAUAAAAAAGUUUCACUUCAA